This is a messenger RNA of Dufourea novaeangliae, 4138 nucleotides long. It is a transcript of the gene Syp, whose product is annotated as heterogeneous nuclear ribonucleoprotein R. Gene Ontology annotation, molecular function: protein binding; mRNA binding. The record is from RefSeq and is a predicted model, not a curated record. NCBI's taxonomy places the organism in Eukaryota, Metazoa, Arthropoda, Insecta, Hymenoptera, Halictidae. Bases 72 to 3830 code for a protein of 1252 amino acids. Gene Ontology annotation, cellular component: nucleus; plasma membrane; ribonucleoprotein complex. The transcript has 22 exons.
CUGGUGCUUCGUUCUACAAAUUCAGUCAAAAUUCGUACCGUACAGGCUGUUGAUACCAAUUUCGUGCAGCUAUGGCAGAAGGAAAUGGGGAAAUAAAAAUGGAAGAAAAGCAGUCCAAGGAGGAAAUAGAAUACAUGGACAGAACAGAAGACUUUUCGAAAUUAAUCCUGUAUGGUCUGGAUGAAAAAGUAGCUGCGAAAUUGGAUGAAAUUUACAAAACUGGAAAAUUAGCACACGUAGACUUGGAUGAAAGAGCAUUAGAUGCUCUGAAGGAAUUUCCUGUUGACGGCGCGUUGAAUGUACUCACUCAGUUUCUUGAGUCAAAUUUAGAACAUGUGUCUAACAAGUCUGCAUACCUUUGCGGCGUAAUGAAAACUUAUAGGCAAAAGAGUAGAGCUGGUCAGGGUACUGGUACCGGUACCAGUACAACUCCCAAAGCUCCAGACGAAGAUAAAAUAAAGUUGAUUCUCGAGCGAACUGGUUAUCCAUUAGAUGUAACAACAGGACAAAGAAAGUAUGGAGGACCUCCUCCAAAUUGGGAAGGUCCAACACCUGGAACUGGUUGCGAGGUGUUCUGUGGAAAAAUCCCAAAAGAUAUGUAUGAAGACGAGUUAAUUCCCUUGUUUGAGAAAUGUGGAAAAAUUUGGGAUUUAAGACUAAUGAUGGAUCCAAUGGCGGGUUGCAACCGAGGAUACGCAUUUAUCACAUUUACUAACAGAGAAGCGGCCCAGCAAGCUGUCAGGGAGCUCGAUAAUCACGAAAUAAAACCCGGCAAGAAUCUGAAAGUAAACAUUAGCGUUCCUAAUCUACGACUUUUCGUGGGGAACAUACCAAAGUCAAAAGGCAAAGAGGAGAUCUUGGAGGAAUUUGGUAAAUUAUCAGCUGGCCUGACCGAAGUGAUUAUCUACAGUUCACCGGACGAUAAGAAGAAAAAUAGGGGUUUUUGCUUCUUAGAAUACGAAUCUCACAAAGCAGCUUCCUUAGCGAAACGAAGGCUGAGCACCGGUCGGCUCAAGGUGUGGAGCUGCGACAUUAUAGUCGAUUGGGCUGACCCGCAGGAGGAGCCCGACGAGCAAACGAUGUCGAAGGUGCGCGUAUUGUACGUAAAGAACCUAACGCAAGAUUGCUCGGAGGAAAAACUGAAGGAGUGUUUCGAACAGUACGGCAACAUCGAGAGAGUGAAAAAGAUCAAGGACUACGCCUUCGUGCAUUUCGAGGAACGAGACAACGCCGUUAAAGCGAUGAACGAGUUGAACGGCAAGGAGAUCGGUGGCUCCCAUAUAGAGGUAUCCCUCGCGAAACCGCCGUCCGACAAGAAGAAGAAAGAAGAGAUGCUACGUGCCAGGGAACGAAGAAUGAUGCAAAUGAUGCAAGUUCGGAGCGGUGGCUCUCCGUCGCAUCCGAGCAUGAUGGGAGGACCGAUGCAAGUACGCGGACCUGGCCAAGGUCCUCGCGGAACUGGCGCAGGUAUGCGAGGACAAAUGGGACGUGGCGAUUACGGAUGCAGUAUGGCUUCGGUACUCUGGCCUGCUUUUGGGAACAGUAUUGUUUCGCCUGCCUUUAUCUUGUUCUUGCUGCUUUGUCCCCGCGACAGUACAGAGUGCGAUCAAAAGUUUGUAAGCACACCAGACGGUCCGCUAAAUGGAACUUUCCAUGCCCCAAAUUUGUUUAAUCCCGAGGGGGAGCCAUGGCAAUGUGUGUACACGUUUUUCGCCGGUCCCCAGCAACGGGUCGAAUUGGUUUUCAGGUCGUUUGGACUCCGAGGGACUCCGCCCGGUGGAGCUGCGGUCGGAGAAUUACCUGCUUGCGUUCACGAGUUCAUGGACUUGUACGCGGAAAUACGAACGGAAAACACCACCAAGUUGAUAGAGACGCCUUUCGGCGGUCGUUAUUGCGGCCCGAUUCCGCCACGCAGGCGAAUCUCCCUUUACCAGGGUAUCGCUCUCAGUUUCUUCACGGAUAGAAAUGUCACGUUGCCCAGCUUGUUCGGCGGUACAUUCACGUUCAUCAACGCCUCCGAGUACGAAGUUGGCACGCCGGUUCCCGGCACACCGUGCUCUUUCACGGUGAACUCGGAGAACAGACGUAGCGGGAAUAUAUUGUCUCCGACGUAUCCGGGCACGUAUCCGAAAGACCUUAAUUGUACCUAUCAAUUUAUCGGGAAACGAAGCCAACGCGUCCGUCUGGAAUUUCGAGACUUCGACUUGUUUUUUGGUGGUCCACAUUGCCCGUUGGAUUACGUGAAAGUGCACGACGGUUUGAAUAAAACCGCCGGCGUUAUCGGCACGUAUUGCGGCCAGCAGAGAAAUUUGGUGUUGUACUCGUCCGAGUCCAGUUUAUUCGUGUCGUUCGUUACGCUUCAACGUACCGCGAACACACAGAAUCGAGGGUUCAAGGGAAUCUUCGAGUUCUCGGAGAGCUUCGUCAAGUUGGACUUCAUAACCGAUAACAAGGGUGAGCACAUCCGUGGAUCGGAAUGCGAUCAGAAGAUAUUAAGUGAAAAGGAGUCCUCCGGAUACGUCGUUAGCCCGAACUUUCCAUAUCCGUACAUACCGAAAGUCGUGUGUCGGUAUUUCAUUUAUGGGAUGCAGGAUGCGCAACAUCUGGAGCGCGUCCGAUUAGAGUUCAUGACGUUUAAGAUACCAAAAAAUAAGACGACAGGAGACUCGUCGUGCACAGAUGGAUAUCUGAAGAUGUAUUUGAAAGGGCAGGAGGCAACCGAUUCUUACGAUAAAUUCGAUUACGAGUUGUGCGGACUAAAGAGCAAUCCGAGUCAAGUAGUUAGCGAUGGCCCAAGGCUCGUUAUGGUGUUUAGCAGUGGUGAAUCUCAAGGGCAAGGUUUCAAAGCGCGAUACAGUUUCGAAACGGAAUACAAAAUACCGGGUACAGCGGCCCCCGAUGGGAGCUGCACGUUCACAUAUCGUAGCUCAUCCCGUAAAAAGGGAGAUUUCAAUUCCCCGCGGCAUCCGAGCAAUUAUCCGAGCGACACGAAUUGCACGUAUUAUUUCUUGGCGACGCCGAACGAACAGGUCACCUUAAUAUUCGAUUACUUUAAGGUCCGUACGACAAACACGAACGUGACGGACGGCCAUUACGGUUUCGAUGCGUGCCAGGACGACUGGUUAGAGAUCUACAACAUGUACCGGGACAGUACGGAGAAAUUGAUCGGCCGAUAUUGCGGCAGCACCGCUCCGGGCCCGGUUGAAUCGAAUCUUGGCGCGUUAGGCUUAAGGGUGAUUCUGCACUCGGACUCGGAGUUGGUUUAUAGCGGUUUCAAAGCACGGUACACGUUCGAGGUGGCAAAGCCUAUAUUCGGAGAUUGCGGCUCGAAUAUAAGCAGUUUAAAUUACGGUAUCAUCGCCAGCCCGAACUUCCCGAACAAAUACGACGGGCCAGCGCGAAAUCACGCAAGCAAGACCUGCAAUUGGUUCAUUAGAGUCGGACAGAAUCAGCGGGUACUGUUGAACUUUGAACUGUUCUCGGUGGAGGGUGAUCAGACAGUUCGUGGCUGUCCCGCGGCGGUUCUACGAAUGUGGUAUUCCGCGUCGUCGACGCCCGUCGAGCUGUGCGGUGUUAAAACGCCGGAAGCCGAGUGGACGUACCUGUCGGAGGAUAAUAAUAUGCGUCUUAGCUUUAUACUGGCCGAUAAGGCGGUAGGGCAGCAGGGAUUCAGAGCGACGUGGACCGAAGUAAGCAUGAACACUGACUGCCAGAAUCAGUUUUUGUGCAGCCAAAGUAAAUACUGCAUCGCGGAAUCGCUACGAUGUAAUAACAUAUAUAAUUGCGGCCUGGCUGACACUUCGGACGAGGAAAACUGUAAGUUCUUGUGAAACAUAAAAAAAAAAAGAAAAUACAACACACCCAGAACGACGCCCUGUAUAAGUCGUGUGGUUGGUUUUUCUCUUUCUCUCUCUCUCGUACAUUUACUAUUUCAUCUUCUUCUUCUGGUUCGUGUUCUUGUUCUAGUCCUUCUUCUUCUCCUUCUUCUUCUUCUUCUUCGUUUUCCGUUGUUUUACCGGAAAUACCCGUUACAGACGAUAGACUCCCACACACGUAUUAUAUACAUACACACCACAUACGCACGCAUAUACACAAUCUAUACGUGUACAUAUACACAUGUACAUAGACUUAUAUUCUG